This is a messenger RNA of Rodentolepis nana, 849 nucleotides long. The record is from the annotation of a GenBank genome assembly. NCBI's taxonomy places the organism in Eukaryota, Metazoa, Platyhelminthes, Cestoda, Cyclophyllidea, Hymenolepididae.
GGUCAUGAUUACGAAAUCCUCGACUUGGCUUGGUCACCGAAUGAGAAGGCUAUAGUAUCAGGAGGUGUAGAUAAGAAGGUCAUUCUUUACACAUUGAAUAUACCUGCAAGCGGUGAUGUGACUUCCCUGACUGUUGACAAAGAAGUGCUCGGUUCGCACAAACACCUUGUCCAAGGAGUUGCUUGGGAUCCGGAAGGCAUGUUCGUCGCCUCUCUCUCCAACGAUCGGUCUUUCCAUGUCUAUAAUGUGAAUAAGAAAACGCGUGCUUUCAAUGUCUCGAAGGACGAUUCCUGGCGAUCAUUUUUCCGUCGUGUGGCUUUCAGCCCCGAUGGUGCAAUUCUCGUCUGUUCCUCGGGUAACCUCGAAGCUGCUCAAUUCGCUGGCGAUAUGGGUUCUACUGCUGCUCCUGCUGCUGCUGGUGGUGGUGGUGGUGGUGUUCCACGCGAGCCCAACUCUACUAAAAGAGAUGAAGAGAAAAUGGAGGUGGAGGAGGGUGGUGCUGGAAAAGAGGUUGCAGAUAAGGAGGGAGAUGGAGAGAAGGAAAAUAAGCCGGUGGGAGCGGCAGAGAUACCGGCUGCUUCCACCCACGCUCCCCAACACGGAGCCCACAUCUUUCGAAGCGCCUGGCCCAAGACCCCGUGUGUCAGUUUGCCAACGGGUCGUCGGCCAGUCAUUGCCGUUCGCUUCUGUCCGCAACCCUUUCAACUUCGUGUUACCAAUCCAGCACCUGGGGUGGCUACGUCCAGUCUCUUCGAUCUGCCCUAUCGUUGGGUCUUCUGUCUGGUUCUGGACGAUGGUGUACUCCUAUAUGACACCCAACAGUCUCAUCCAUUUGCUCAGGUAGGCUAA